UUUUGCUCCACUGGUGGAGUUUGUUUUGCUGAACAGAAAGCGUCUCUAAACUCCGCCUCCUUUAAAGGGACGAGGCGUGUGGGAGGCGGGCCGGGCCCGCAGGACGCAGAUCGCCGCUCUUUAACUGCAGCACAGCGGCGAGGCGGAGGCGGAGGAGGAGGAGGCGCCGUGGGAGUGGAAGGGCCGGGCCUCCGUCAAAGCGAGGUUGUUUACCACGAGCUAGAAGGGGAGAGGGGCAGGUCGGCAGAGACGAGAGAGAAAGAAAGCAGCAGUGUGCCCGAGGUUUCUAGCUGGCACAGGCUCUUAACGCACCAGAAAACCAUGAUCUCCACGGCGGCCAUUGUCCUCCUGAACGUCGCAUGCCUACGCGCACUCUCCUUUGGCCAAGAAUGCAUUAAUUCCAAUGGGGCCGAAUAUAGAGGCGAACAACAGAUUACGUCCACGGGAGAGAAGUGCCUGAACUGGCGAAAAGUGUCGAGGGAUUCCAACAUCACUGAAAACCCAGACCAUGAAACUGGAAUCAGUGAUCACAGCUACUGUCGCAAUCCGGACAGGAGCAGCAGACCCUGGUGUUACGUUGCUGGUCGCAACAACUCUAUUCAGAGACAGGACUGUGCAAUAGACAUCUGCCAAGAUAAGAAUCCUACUCAAGAGGUGACCACCCAUUUUGAAGAGACAACACUGAGUGACACUCAGGUUUUUGAACCAGCCCAAUCCGGCUCCUCUCAGAGUGAGAGUGCAGCAGUGCAGCCAGUCAUUGGCAUCAGUCAGCGUGUGAGGACUGGACCUAAACAAAAGAAGGACUUGGGAACACUGGGUUUUGUGUUGGGAAUCAUUAUGAUGGUUCUAAUCAUCAUGCUGGGAGUGGGAAUCACUCUAGGAUAUAUCUACAAAAGGGGCCGAGACUUGAAAAAGCAGCAUGACCAGAGAGUAUACGAGCGGGAGAUGCAGAGAAUCACUUUACCCCUUUCUGCUUUUACCAACCCUACCUGUGAAAUCCUAGAUGAAAAUGCAGUUGUCAUUGGAAGUGCUCACCAGACACCAGUGGAGGAAGCCAUCGAAGGAAAAGAUCCACUGAUGGGGCAGGCUGUAACUCCGGGGGCCUGAAAAGGAAAUGAGCAAUGAUGAGUGGUUAAGAAACAGCCAAAACAAAAAAACAAAACAAAAAAUAAGGGACGUUAAGCCAUAUUAAAAAAGAGACCUAUCGACUGUUACUCAAACUGUUCCAUAUGGAAUACUGUAUGCAUGCUGAGUGUGGGGCAUGCUGUGCUAUCCUGAAAAUACCUGCAAUGUUGCUUAUCUGAUCAAUAUGGAGGAGAUGGCUUUAGUGUUACCUGACUUACCAACAGAAUUCUGAGUGCCCAUCGCACCCUUUGUGUUGACUGCAGAGGGUGAGGUAAGGAUGUAUUGACGCCUUUUAAAUAUGCAUCUCUGUGAAGGAUAAGGAAGCUGGAUGGAUACUCGAUGCCCAACACCUACAAAAGCUACAGAAUGAUUUGAGCUUUGCAAACCUGUCCUGUUGCUGUGAACCUGUGGUUUGAGGAGCUUCAAUGACUGAACCAUUGAUCUAUACAGGAUAACAAAAGCGGGCAUUUGUUAAAUACGCUGAGAAGGCUCAUUAGGUAUUCCAAAUGUAUUUUGUGUUUUGUAAAACAAAGCUAUUUGAAUGUGAUUGGGGGGAGGGGGGGGAAGAGAGGAGAGAGAUAUUAAGUCAGCUGUGCAUUGAUAUGUUAUUAUUUAAUUGUUCUAAUCAGGCUUUCUGACAACACACUCUGCCUCCUGGCUUGCAUUGAAUUUUUUUGGCUGUAGUGUGGAUUCAGAUUUUAAAUUUUUGAAUGUCUAAGCAUUUUCAAACAGUUAAUGGAACCAGUUGGCCUGAGAGUGCCUUUGUUUGAAAUAAUCAAAGAGGAAAAAAAAAAAAAGAUUAGAGUAACACUGAAGUGACAAAUACACUCCAGAGGGGACUGCAGGCACUUAACAGCAGGACAGGGUCUUCAGUAUGUGUCAAUGUCAGUUUAUUUAUAUAGCACAUUUAAAACAACAUAGUAAUGCUGUGUCCAAAGUGCUUUACAAUAAUAGAAUAAAAGAAAAACAACAAGAUAAAAACAAAUAGAAAUAAAAUAUAUGAACAUAAAAUAAGAAACAUAAUAAAUAGAAGUAAUGGUAUAUAAUCACCAAGAGAAAACCAUCAGUAUUACUGAAGGUCAUGGAAUGCAAGUGAAUAGAAAUGAGUCUUUAAUCUUGUUUUGAACAGUUCAAUUGUAGACGACUCAUUUAUAUGACGAGGUAAAGAGUUCCACAGCUGAGGCGCAGAAGCUGCAAAGGCCCUGUCCCCCUUAGUUUUACACUUGGUAAGAGGAACAACAAGAGACAACUGAUCAGAGGAUCUAAGCACUCUGGAUGGCUGGUGUAAAACACACAGUUCAGAUAAACAGACAGGAGCAAGCCCACGUAAAGAUUUAAAAACUAGCAGCGUCAUUCUCAAUUGUUAAACAAAAUGCCUUGACGAGUGAGGUGCCUUGAGCCAAAUGUUAUUUUGAAAUCUUCUGCACUUGAAUGAGUUUAUACUGUUUACACACCUGUAACACACUCAUGCUUUAUACGUAUCUUUUCGGAAGCCAAGCAGGAAUUAAGUCACUGCACAGAGUUUCCAACAGUAAUGAAAACAUUAGGACCUCCUGUGCAGACAAUUGAGCAGACAGAAAAGAACUGAACGGCUUGGGAUCUGAUCUGGUCAGAUGUGAUUUUUUUUUUUUUUUUGGUUCAGUAGUUAAAAACCCAGUUGUGAACCUAUUUAAAUUAAGCUCUCAGUUCUUAAGGGUGGACCGGCUUAGCUUUUAAACACUCCACUGUGUUUCAAAUGGGAGCACAAACUCAGGACUGUUUCAGGCAGCAGCUACGGGUUGGCACACUGGUGCUUUAACGCUGAAUUCACAUGCUGUCGGACAGACAGUAAAUAGAGUUUCAGACUAGGAAAGGCCAAGUGCACGCACUCUGACCUCCAACUCGGACAAUAAAAGAAAUGUUUUGUCAAUUGUAUAAACUUUUUGUCAAGUGCCAUUUUUUGGUUCAAGAGGCGUGAUGUGAUCCACAUUUAAUGCAUACUGUUUAAUUGCUUUUUUUUGGUUGCAGACCAAGUAACACAUCAAAAGUGACUUUGCAUUUCUCCAAAUUCUUUGGCAGAACCCCACACGAAUGUACUUUGGUGGGAAGGUAAAAUGUCACAAAUUGAUGCUAUGAAUAGUCCCAAGAGCUUGUGAACACCGCAUAGUUUUCGUGGAAGCGGGGACUCGCAUUUUCUGAAGAGUAGGGCUCAAGUGCUGAAAGCAGUAAACCCUCAUAAUCCACAGCUGGCCAUUGCUGUUGUGACUCGAGCUGGAAGGGCAGUGUCACAAUCAAAUGAUGGGAUCUAAAGCAAUUUAAGAGAGCCUGAUUUGAAAAAAGGAUUUUUUUUUUUUUUUUUUGCUUUGUUGUUGUACAGGUUUUUAUAAUUUUUUUGUUACUAAACAAGUAUGGGUGCUUUUUUAAUGUUUAAAAUUCACAUCUGUACUUGAUUUGUAUUUAUGGCAGUUUACACUGCUGGGAAAAUAAAAUAUUUAAAGAUA
Messenger RNA from Erpetoichthys calabaricus (reedfish), 3605 nucleotides. RefSeq names its product phosphoinositide-3-kinase interacting protein 1 (gene pik3ip1). The transcript has 6 exons. NCBI's taxonomy places the organism in Eukaryota, Metazoa, Chordata, Cladistia, Polypteriformes, Polypteridae. Gene Ontology annotation, molecular function: signaling receptor binding; endopeptidase activity. The record is from RefSeq and is a predicted model, not a curated record. The coding region runs from base 322 to 1107 and encodes 261 amino acids.